Molecule: messenger RNA, 930 nt
Organism: Pochonia chlamydosporia 170
Lineage: Eukaryota; Fungi; Ascomycota; Sordariomycetes; Hypocreales; Clavicipitaceae
Product: siderophore esterase IroE
Exons: 2
Coding region: 1-930 (309 amino acids)
Molecular function (GO): hydrolase activity, acting on ester bonds
Source: RefSeq, a predicted model, not a curated record
AUGGUGAGCAUGAUGAACACUCUGGAGCAGGGGAGCCUCCCAAACACUUGUCAGUACAUAGCGAAGUCGAAUAGAGGAGACUACCUUGUUCAAAUAUCUUGGCCAUUGAGUUGGAGCGUGGACAGAAUACCUGCAACAGACGACACGCCGGUGUCAUACGUCUAUCUUGUCGAUGGCAACGCAUAUUUCUUCACCGCCGCUGACAUUGCCCGCCGGCUAGACUUUACUAAUAACGCGAAAACCAUUGUGGUUGGCGUAGGGUAUCCGCCGCCCUACCCAUAUGUUUACGAUUUGCAGCGUCGUGGACCUGAUCUCACACCUCCAUCUGUGGAUGGACAAUAUCAGCCAUUGUUAAACAGCAAGGGGGAGGCGAUACCAGGUCUCACAUGGGGAGAGGCAGAUCAGUUUCUGGAUAUCAUUCAAACGGAUGUUAUGAGCUUUGUUGAAGAGAAACUAUUUGCGCAUGUAUCGUCGUCCGACGUCUCCAUUCGGAAAGCACUCUUUGGCCAUUCUUAUGGUGGACUCUUCUCGCUUAAUUCAUUGUACACGAAGCCAGCGCUCUUUGACACGAUUAUCGCUGCGAGCCCAACGGUAUGGUGGAAUGACUUUUCCAUAGUCAACUACCAAGAGAAACAGUUUCGUGGACGACCUCCGGUGGCUGAAGGUGGUCAAAAACCAUCAUUAAUCCUAACUUGGGGAUCAAGCGAAACAGAAUUCCCAGCCAAGGAGAAUUCUCGAGAUGCACUGCAUAAAGGAAAUUGUGAUCCGGAAGAGGAAGAGAUGGAAGACAGCAUGGCCGGAUUGAUCUCGCGUCUUGAGGCUUGUGGACAUUUGCAUACGAUAUUGACGUGGAAGUUCCCUGGUGAGGACCACGGUAGUGCUGCAGUUACAGGCCUUCAGCGCAGCCUCUUUCAGUUUCUGUUGGGUUAA